Messenger RNA from Bombina bombina (fire-bellied toad), 4413 nucleotides. It is a transcript of the gene FOXP4, whose product is annotated as forkhead box P4. The record is from RefSeq and is a predicted model, not a curated record. The transcript is spliced from 17 exons. Gene Ontology annotation, molecular function: RNA polymerase II cis-regulatory region sequence-specific DNA binding; DNA-binding transcription repressor activity, RNA polymerase II-specific. Gene Ontology annotation, cellular component: nucleus. Gene Ontology annotation, biological process: regulation of transcription by RNA polymerase II. The coding region runs from base 430 to 2421 and encodes 663 amino acids. NCBI's taxonomy places the organism in Eukaryota, Metazoa, Chordata, Amphibia, Anura, Bombinatoridae.
AGGGAGUUCUCUUGCCUUUGCUCAAUCCAGUCCCCUCUCAGCCUCCAGCCUCGGAAGAAGCAAGGACAAAUCUCUCCCUUACUCUGCAUUACUCUGAAAGUUUUUAUUUUUGUACCCUUCUGUGUUUUCCCAUAAUACAGUGAACACUUGUUUUGUUUUUGUUUAUACUCCCUGUUUUUGUAUAUAGAUACAUAUAUAUAUAUUCUUUUUUCCUGAAGCAUCGUCCACCUGCUCUUGUGGGAUAUUCCCUUUUCCCCCUCGGACGCACCAGCGCUGUGUGUGUAUCCAUAGUAAGGGAGGCUGGCUCUGUAUGCGCCACAAACUUUUUUACUUUUUGCCAAAGCUCUGAAUAUCUGUAUGGAUCCCAGCAGUGGCAAAUCAAGCACCGACAGAAACUUGGGACAUAUCUAAAGGUGAUUAAAACAAGACAUGAUGGUGGAAUCGGCAUCAGAGUCAAUACGAUCCACACCAACGAGCCAGAAUGGUGUUGGCAGUCUUCCAAACCAAUCAGAUGGAGGUAGUGUUAGGGAAGGAGGAGCCAGUGGAGAGACCAACGGAGAACUGAGUUCAGCAGAACUCUUGCACUUCCAGCAGCAGCAGGCCCUGCAAGUGGCUCGGCAGUUGUUGCUUCAUCAGGCGACAGGGCUGAGCUCUUCCGGCAAUGCAGAGAGCAAGCAGCCUUCAGUUCAGGUUCCGGUGUCUGUGGCAAUGAUGUCUCCGCAAAUGAUCACACAGCAGCAGAUGCAGCAGAUACUGUCCCCGGCACAACUCCAAGCCGUCCUGCACCAGCAACAAGCACUCAUGUUACAGCAGCUACAAGAAUAUUACAAAAAGCAACAGGAGCAGCUGCAUCUCCAACUCCUCUCCCAGCAACAGGCUGGAAAACAGCAGCAGCAUCAGCAGCAACAGCAGCAACAGCAACCUCCCAAAGAGCAAGGGUUGGGAAGCAAGCAGUUGGCAUUCCAUCAGCAGCUGUUACAGAUGCAACAGUUGCAGCAGCAGCACUUACUAAACCUACAGAGGCAGAGCCUGGUGGGACUGCAGCCGGGGCAGGGACCAGUACCAAUGCAGAGCUUAUCACAAGCAGUAUCUCCGUCAGACCUUCAGCAACUUUUGAAGGAGAUGAGUCAUUCUCAGGAGGACUCUGGUAAACAGGAAAGUGUGGACCUGAGCAACUCAAUCACUACCUCAUACUCGCACAACAAAGUGUCACCUCCUAACCUUCACCCCUCUUUGCCCAAUGGCCAAAGUGCACUGCAGAACAUUCGAAGAGACAGCUCAUCACAUUAUGAGGCAUCGCCCAGUUCACACCCUCUUUAUGGACAUGGUGAAUGCAGGUGGCCCGGCUGUGAAGCUCUCUGUGAUGACAUGGGACAGUUUAUAAAGCACCUAAAUACAGAGCAUGCGCUGGAUGAUCGUAGUACAGCACAGUGCCGAGUACAGAUGCAAGUGGUCCAACAGCUGGAGAUUCAGCUUUCAAAGGAGAGUGAGCGUUUACAGGCCAUGAUGACCCAUCUUCAUAUGAGACCAUCAGAACCAAAGCCCUUCAGCCAACCACUUAACUUGGUCUCCAGCGCCUCCAUGAACAAAAUGUCCCCUGACACCUACCCAGAUGGCUUACCUCAACCCCCCACAUCAGCAACAGCCCCCAUUACUCCCUUGCGGCAAGGCGUAUCUGUCAUUAGUUCCUCCAGUGUUCCCUCUUUAGGGCCAGUGCGCAGGAGGAUUGUAGACAAGUUCUGCACACCAAUUUCCUCAGAGCUGGCUCAGAAUCAUGAGUUUUAUAAAAACGCUGAAGUCCGUCCUCCCUUCACGUACGCCUCCCUAAUCCGACAGGCUAUCUUAGAUACACCAGACAGACAAUUGACUCUGAAUGAGAUCUAUAACUGGUUCACACGCAUGUUUGCAUAUUUCCGAAGAAAUACAGCCACGUGGAAGAACGCAGUGCGUCACAACCUCAGUCUACACAAGUGCUUUGUGCGUGUGGAGAAUGUGAAAGGGGCCGUUUGGACAGUGGACGAGCUGGAAUAUCAAAAGAGAAGGCCACCUAAGAUGACAGGGAGCCCAACCCUUGUCAAGAAUAUGAUUUCUGGUCUGGGCUAUGGAGCAUUAAAUGCCAGUUACCAGGCAGCUCUAGCGGAGAGCAGUUUUCCAUUGCUAAAUAGCCCCCCUUUGCUUAAUAGCUCGGGCAGUGGCAUCCAUGGGGGACACGAUGAUGUCACAAGCACUGGGGAACCCGGAAAUAGUAAUGGGAGCAGCCCCCGGCUUUCUCCUCAUUACAGUCAACCCAUCCAUGUUAAAGAAGAGCCAACUGAAGAGGAUGUCAGAUCGGCCUCUCUCUCAGCACCAACCAAUCAAAACACAACUUUGCCCGAGGACCGUGACUUGGAACCAGAGACGCCCAUGGAAGACUUGUCCUAAUGGCUUUUGUGUCCCUUGAGUUACCUCCCUUGCCCCAAAGUCCAGCACUUCCACCAGAGACCAACAAUACCCUCUCCCCAAUCCUCCUCCAUUCCAAACUGAGAGACUUGAACCUUAACCUUCCCCUGUCCACUUUGGGGCUUCCUCUGUCACAAUCUGGCAGCACUUCAGUGACUUAUGGACAAGAUGGGCACUCCCAUAAUCCUUUUCUCUUGUGGACAGAGAAAGGAUGGGCACUGAUGCUACUCAUGACCUCUGACCUUGACAAGGAGGGCACUCCAGUCCUGCAUUUUUAUCCACACUUUUUUGGAACUGUUUUUGGGGCAACUUCGGACUCCUUCACCUUCAUGCCCCUACAAUGCAUGCAGGAAUGGGGGUCUCCCCUUUGCUAGCUCUUCUCCUGCCUGGUCACUUCCGAAGGUACCAAAAAGAGAACCAGACUUUAUUUAUUUUGCUCUGCGUGUUCUGGAUCAAUGUUACUGCUGGCAUUCCUCACACAAUUACAUGUGAGCACAUGGUAGACACACACACAUACUUAUAUAUGCACACUUGUUUGAAUACAUCCACGUGAACAUAUACAAAUGCACAAAACUCUGACCAUUAUCACAUGUGCAUUAUUCAUGUUCCCCUAACACGCACAUCUUCAUCACUUAUACGUUCAUCGUCACAUAAAAUGCUUGAAAACUUUAUUACAGUCUGUGAGGAGUUUAAAAUAUUUUACACUUUUUUGGACCAAUACCGUUAAUUAAAUAGUCUAAAAAUACUGUUAACAUGCAAAAACAAAAAAAACAGUAUGUCUAAAUUUACAUCAAUGGAUUUAGCUUAUUUUACAUACAAAAAUACAUACACAUCAUUCACCACCCUGUUCCUUCCUAUAUGUAGUGCUCAGAAAUGGAUUCACACCGCUAAAAUCACUGUAUCUUAAGGUACAGGUUAUAUUUUAGCUAGCUCCAUAGUCAUUACAAAGAAUUAAUGGUGUGGUCAUGGCUAUGUACGUACAUAUAAAUAUAUAUACAUUUCAUACAUAUACAUGCACAAAGUAUUAGCAUACCAAUUGCAAACACACAAACUUGCCAAUUAACAUAAAAAUACAGUUUUACUUCCAUGGUUUUCACUUCUACUAGUCACUGCCUUUUCACUUAAACACUACCCUGUGUCUCGCGUACAUACUGCCCUGUCACACAUGGGCUCUGUAAGACCCACUUGUGUGCUGCACCCUCGUACCCUUCCCUGACCAAAGAUACCUCUCAUGCCAAAUAAACCAAAACCUCCUCUUACCUUGGCUUUGUGUUCCAGGGGCAUAGUAUAAGACUAUUGAGGAGACCAAGCCAAAGGUACCGGUGUAUCUGUCACAGUCACAAACACUAUGUUUGCUCCUCUCCAGCGGGGCAUGUUUGCAUUUCACGCAGCGUCUCCUCAGCCUGCCUAUCUACUGUGGGGUUUGGUGACCUUUUUCAUUAGUUAGCAACACACACUUUUGUGUAUAUGUCUACUGGAUAUGAGUAGUUUGUGUGUAUGUGUGUGAAUGGUUAAAUGAGACGAAUGCUUCUGAACACUGAGGACAUCAUUUAUAAGUUGGGAUUUGAUUGUCAAGCGCACUUUCAUGUGUGCAAUAAGUCGGACUGGAAGGCAAAGAUACAAUGAUGUUCUCAAUGAUUGAGUGGAUGACCAAUGCUUAUGUAUGUUCACAAAUAGGUGACGUGUUGUUACCCCACAGACACUCUGUGUUCCUCCCUUUGGAUCAGGCCUUCUGUCACCAAGCUGCUGGUAGGAGGAGGGGAGAGGCAGGAGAUGUUACCUCAUGCCCUGGGUCAGCCGGUCAGUGCUGCGGCCACUGUAUAAAGAAUCAAGACGCUGUGCCAGCAUCACUUGUGUGCCUGGUACAGAUUCCUCGUGUACAAUAGAUUCUAGGUGCAUGAAACAAACAUGUAUGGACAUCUGCAUAUAAUAUGCAAUAAAUAUAAUUGUGUCACAAGACAUGCUAAAUCUAAA